ACUGGAAGAUAAACUUACUUGCAGAUUCACCAAGGAGGCGCUGACAUCCCUAAUUUAUGUGGCAACCACCAAGCACAGUCCAAUUCGAAGAGAAAAAAUCGGUAAAAAGAUUCGACCUUUUCACCUUCUUUGAGGUUUGGAUUUCCUCAUCUUCAUCCCCUUUUCACCACGCGCUUGAAGCAUGGCGAAUGCUGCGGAAGAUUUCGCUCAAUUCGGGAUUUCAAAGGAGGAAAAGGAUAAGCUUGUUGGGGAAGUGAUUAGGUAUGUGCUUUUCAAAACCCAUCAUAAUUCAGGGUGCCCUAUUAAGAGAGAUGAACUCACUCAAGUCGUUACGAAGAACUACCAUCAGCGUAGCCUUCCUGCCUUUGUUAUCAAUGAAGCUAAGGACAAGCUUUCCUCCGUAUUUGGGUAUGAAAUGAAAGAGCUUCAAAGGGCACAACCUUCAUCCAAAGCCCAAACUCGAGCAUCCCAACAGAGUGGGGCAGAUCCAAAAUCAUACAUUCUCAUAAGUCAACUUCCUCCUGAUGUAUAUGAAAAAUAUGUUGUGGAUGCAAAAACUGCUCAUCUAUCUGGAUUCACUUUUGUCGUGAUUAGUAUUGUCCAUCUUGCUGGUGGCAAAAUUCCAGAAGACAAUCUAUGGAGCCAAUUAAGGAGGAUGGGUUUGGCUUUGGAUGAAAAUGAAGGAAGUCAUCCAGUCUUUGGAAAUGUUAAGCUGGCAUUGGAGCUUCUUGUUCAGCAAAGGUAUUUACAGAAAGACAGAGUUAAUGGUCCUGAAGGCAAUACUCUAUAUUACGAGCUAGCUGAGAGAGCUUUAGAUGCACCCAUGAAUGACAGGGUGAAGGAAUACAUCUCUCAGAUUGUACAGGAUAAUACUACAGUGGGUGCUGCCUAAGAGCUAGUUCUUCGUUGUCUCAUCUGGGAUAUAAUUAUGCUGAUAAAAAAAAAAAUAGUAGAUAAAUAGAGAUGAGAUCAUGGUUCCAAUUGAUUACUAACUUUAAGCCUUGAACUCUUCAAGAAUCUCUAUCUAAAUCCUGUCUUCAGCUAAAUGUGCAGAUGUUAAGAUUUAGGUUCAGAUUUGUCAAUGAUGAAAGUUUUGUAAAUUUGAAGCUGAUUGUGUAUAUAACAAAGGUUAAGUUUAAUCUUA
Vigna radiata var. radiata (mung bean) is the source of this 1144-nucleotide messenger RNA. RefSeq lists its product as uncharacterized. The record is from RefSeq and is a predicted model, not a curated record. The transcript is spliced from 6 exons. Lineage: Eukaryota; Viridiplantae; Streptophyta; Magnoliopsida; Fabales; Fabaceae. Bases 182 to 892 code for a protein of 236 amino acids. Gene Ontology annotation, cellular component: nucleus.